This is a messenger RNA of Jaculus jaculus (lesser Egyptian jerboa), 1704 nucleotides long. RefSeq names its product keratin-associated protein 5-9-like. Lineage: Eukaryota; Metazoa; Chordata; Mammalia; Rodentia; Dipodidae. The coding region runs from base 1 to 516 and encodes 171 amino acids. The transcript is spliced from 3 exons. The record is from RefSeq and is a predicted model, not a curated record.
AUGGACUUCUCUCUGGGCCUGCGCUUGGGGCCUCGGAACAAGAAGACUACCCAACAAGAGCCCCCUACGUCAUCUGGGCACGGGCCAUCAGCUACCUCUCCCUGCCUGUCCUGUCCUUCUGCCUGUGCCUGCCCCUGCCCGGGCUCUCUGCCCCCCGCCUGCUCCUGCACUGCCUGCCCCUCUUACGCAGCUACCUGUCAGUCCUGUCCCGGCCUCCCCGGCCCACCCUGCACCUGCUCUUGCCCCCCUUGCCCUGCCUGCCCUCCCUUGACGUGUCCCCAUACCUCCUAUGGCCCCUGCUCUGGCCCACCUCUGGCCUGCUGCCACCUCUCACCUUGCCCCGGUUACUCUCUUUCCAAAGGCCAAGCCGCCUGUCUGAGCUCGCACUGCUUGGGGUGCAGUGAGAACUGCAGCUGUAGCCGAAGGGCAGCUUGGGCACCUCAGGGAUCCACAGGCUGCUGCAACUUCUGCUUCAGGGGUCACAGGACUUCUCGGGGGCUCUGUCUGAUCAUCUAGAGGAGUAGGGGUGCUGGCCCCUGAGAGGAGGUUCAGUGGGCCCCUGGAGCACUUCUGAAGCUGCCUCCUCAGGCAGAGUGGAGUUGGCAGCGCAAGCCUCAAGGUCAACAGAAGACCACUGCUUUGAAGUUAGAGUCUGGGUGGACUCCUGCUGCCUCCAGAAUCUCUUCCUCUGCACCCUCUAGACUGGAAAGUGUCCUCAGAGCCUGCCUUGACGCCCCGGAAGGUUCAUCUACACAACCAACAGAGCAAUUACAGCUGAACACCCCCCCUCCCGACAUCUGUGGGGGCAUCGAUCCUAGGACCCCCACGAAUACCAACAAGGACAGGAUCACACUCUGGCAGCCCAGGCUGGCUUCAAACUCUGGAUCCUUCUGCCUCCAUCUCCCCGGUGCCAGGACUACAGAUGUGCCAUGUGCCUGGCUGAAUUAUAGGCAGCUUUACAGUGGAGGGAUCAAGCCGCUGUCACCUGAGCCCACUGAUAAAUCUUAGCAUCACUAAAAAGUGACACAAUCAGAGACUACGUGCCUCCUCAUGUGAUGCACUCUGAGCCCCCUCCCCACCCAGUGUGGCCUACAAAAGAUUCUCGCCAAACAAAGAAGCAACCAAAAAAACACAUGAAUUAAUCAAACCUCUAGUGCUAGCUUCUCUCUAUUGAGAAACAAAGGUGAUGGAGAAAGAUGCUGAACAAUAUGAGGAGGAAGAAAACAGACAUACUUAAAAUGUGGGACAUUUGGGACUGGGGAGAUGGCUCAGUGGAUGAAAUUGAAAUUCACAGAUCCCACGUAAAGACAGAUGUUGUAGCAUAAGCAUCUGCCAGCCCAGGGUACCUAGGGAGAGAAGGGAAGCAGAGACAGGAGGAUCACCCUGAAGAAGAUGGUUUGCGAACCAGCUAGCCUGGUGAAGACAGCAUGUGAUUGAUGUGAAUGAGAGACCCUGUCUCAACAUCUUGGGGGAAAAGAUAUAGAACAUUUCAAGGAAAUUUAGCUGGGCAUAGUGGCACACACCUUUAAUACCAACACUCGGGAGGUAGAGGUAAGAGGAUUGCCAUGAGUUCGAGGGCAUUGUGAGACCACACAGUGAAUCCCAGGUCAGCCUGGACUAGAGUGAGACCCUACCUCAAAAAUGAAUAAAUAGAUGAAUAAAAUAAAUUAGUUACCUUACUUAAUUUGAAACAUGCCAGCACUU